This is a messenger RNA of Guyanagaster necrorhizus, 366 nucleotides long. RefSeq lists its product as uncharacterized. The transcript is spliced from 3 exons. The coding region runs from base 1 to 366 and encodes 121 amino acids. The record is from RefSeq and is a predicted model, not a curated record. Lineage: Eukaryota; Fungi; Basidiomycota; Agaricomycetes; Agaricales; Physalacriaceae.
AUGUCCACCUACCGUGGUACAAGCUACUGUAAUACGAAUUAUGGAACGAACAUACUGGCAGCAUGUUUAGCACUGGUAAAGCGGCGACAUCGACGGGCGCGGCUGCCAAGCGGUGUACGUCAAUUAACUGAAGUUCGAAUAGAGGAUGAGUCGAGUAACGCUUAUCCCAAGGAAGUGUUGGAUCCAGAGCGAUUCAUCAGACGAUUGUAUGCCCCAGUAGGCAUCCCCGUUACCUCCAAUGAGGGCAUUCGUCGCACUUAUCAGUACACCAAGAGGUCUACGAUCUUUGAACUAGUGCCGAUUGCGUCGUUAGAUGGGAUUAUUCACAUUCAGGACGAACCUAGUCAUAGAGAUCAGAACAGCUAA